AGCACGUCACUGGCACCUUUUCCUUUUUCUGCUUUUCCUAAACAAAAUCUAUUGUAGCUUUGGCCUUACGAAUUUGUUCUGAAUUCUGCAUAUUUUAUGCUCUGGGUUGAAAUUAAAGCAUAAAAUUUGCCCCAAAUCGAUGUGCGUUUGCCUCUGUUGGUAUUUCGUGGCGCUCGAAACAGCUUCGAUUUGUUCGAGUUCCUGUUAAGGUUAUUUUCCAUGCCUAGUUCAACCUGGUCGGAAGUGUGGAUUGUUCUUUGUUGCUGCAGUCCCAAAGCUGAAGAGAACAAAACAUAGUAGUUAAGCUGCAAUUUAUUCUCAUUCUGCACGUAUUUUGUUACAAGAACGGACUGAAACAAGCAAGAUUCAUGCCAAAGAUCUGGUCGGCAAUGCUUUUCAGCGGACCUUUUCAUUCAUAAGGGGAUUGAAAGAAGAGGAAGGAAAUUGGACAGAUUAUUGCAUGUAAUAACACUCUUUUAAGGGGAGGGUACAACCUAAAUUGGUGUCAUGUCAUGCUCUACACAUUCAGUCUAAUGUUGAACUGCUAUAGGGUGAAGGAAACAAGCGUCUUGGCAGCAACUGGCAUGAUUUCAGCUGAAUGUUACCCUAGCCAUUUGAUACAUCAACAUCACGAUAUAAAAUAAGCCCCUCGAUGUGCUAUCUUGCAGCGGUUGUCCAAUUUGAUUGCUUGUUUCUCUGGUUUUAGAAUUCAGCAAUAAGUGAAGGAAAGGAAAAUUACCUAUUGAGAGUGACACUAUCUGAGGAAAAUAGUGGAAGAAGGUUGUGGAAGACCAUAGACUGUAAGCAAGGAGAUGAGAGAGAUUAUAAAUAUUCAUAUAGGACAGGCUGGAAUCCAAGUGGGAAACACUUGCUGGGAACUAUUUUGUUUAGAGCAUGACAUUCAACCUGAUGGUUUCAUGUCUAGCGAUGAGAUGAUCAGGGGAAUAAACCAUGCACAUAGCACUUUCUUUAGUGAAACUGGACGUGGAAAGUAUAUUCCCAGAGCUCUGUUUGUUGAUCUUGAACCAACAGUCAUCGAUGAGAUUAGAACAGGGCCAUAUAGGCAACUGUUCCACCCUGAACAUCUUAUUUCUGGAAAGGAAGAUGCAGCUAACAACUUUGCUCGAGGCCAUUAUACUGUGGGCAGAGAUGCAUUAGAUACUUGUCUAGACCAAAUAAGGAAGCUCUGUGACAAUUGCAGCAGUUUGCAAGGGUUUUUAGUUUUCAAUGCUGUUGGAGGAGGUACUGGGUCUGGACUAGGAUCAUUACUCCUGGAACAUCUUUCUAUUGAAUACGGCCGAAAAUCAAAGCUAGGAUUUACUAUAUAUCCUUCUCCUCAGGUUUCCACUGCUGUUGUAGAACCAUAUAACAGUGUACUUUCAACUCAUUCUCUAUUGGAGCACACGGAUGUGGCAGUACUUCUUGACAAUGAAGCCAUUUAUGACAUAUGCAAGCGAUGUCUGAACAUAGAAAGACCUUCGUAUCAAAACUUGAACAGACUUGUGUCACAAGUUAUAUCUUCAAUAACAACCUCUUUGCGGUUUCCAGGAGCCUUAAAUGUUGAUAUAACUGAAUUUCAAACAAACCUUGUCCCUUUCCCUAGGAUUCAUUUUAUGCUUUCGUCAUAUGCGCCAAUAGUAUCUAAAGAGAAAGCCUUUCACGAAACUUUGACAGUGAAGGAGAUUACUAAUUCUGUGUUCGAGGCCAAUAGCAUGAUGGCCAAAUGUGAUCCCAGGAAAGGGAAAUACAUGGCCUGCUGCUUAAUGUAUAGAGGGGAUGUGGUGCCAAAGGAUGUUAAUGGAGCAGUUUCAUCAAUCAAAGCAAAACGCACUGUACAAUUUGUAGACUGGUGUCCAACAGGUUUCAAAUGCGGAAUAAAUUACCAGCCACCUACAGUUGUACCUGGAGGAGACCUAGCUAAAGUUGCAAGGGGCGUAUGCAUGAUCAGCAACAAUUCAGCAGUUGCAGAGGUAUUCUCCCGCAUUGAUCAUAAAUUUGAUCUAAUGUUUGCCAAGCGUGCUUUUGUCCACUGGUAUGUUGGUGAAGGCAUGGAAGAAGGUGAAUUUUCUGAAGCCAGGGAGGACUUGGCCGCUUUAGAAAGGGACUACGGAGAAGUCGCUGCAGAUGAUUUAGAUGCUGACGGUGAGGAAGGAGAUGAAGAUUUUUGAUCUUCUAUCCUCACUAUUGAGUUACAUUCUUUAGUAACCUUAAGCUUAUCUCCAUGUUGUAUGGUUGCAUCUCUUGCAGAUGUGUAUAAUUACUAUUUCCAUCCCUUUCUGUUAACAGAUGAUUUAUGUCUUGAUGUUCAGUAAUACAAGUAAUUCUUAAGACAGUUAAAAA
Cryptomeria japonica (Japanese cedar) is the source of this 2340-nucleotide messenger RNA. Its product is annotated as tubulin alpha-6 chain. Gene Ontology annotation, cellular component: microtubule; cytoplasm. NCBI's taxonomy places the organism in Eukaryota, Viridiplantae, Streptophyta, Pinopsida, Cupressales, Cupressaceae. Gene Ontology annotation, biological process: mitotic cell cycle; microtubule cytoskeleton organization. The transcript has 7 exons. The record is from RefSeq and is a predicted model, not a curated record. Gene Ontology annotation, molecular function: structural constituent of cytoskeleton; GTP binding. The coding region runs from base 813 to 2168 and encodes 451 amino acids.